UUAUCCGGGAUUUGCGCAAAAAUGGCGCGUUUGUUUGGCGGUGCGUUGUCUUGUGUUCUUCCUCCAGGAGCUAAGGACGUAAGCGAAAUUCGUCAAGUUCCUGAUAAUCAGGAAGUGUUUGUGCAUGAAGAAACAGAUCAGAGUGUGAUUAUUGAACUGCUGGAAUACGAUGGAACGCUGCGAGGGAAGCAAGCUGUUAGAUACCAUUUCGAACAACUCGCUCACAGUAACAGCGCAGUUGCACAUCAAGUCUUAACAAUAAACCAACUGCCGAAUGAACAACUAGCUCUUAACGCAUGCCCAGAAGCAUACAGCUUGGAAGGUGACCAACAAGUAUCAAAAUUUCACGAAGCAGGGGAUGCCAGUAAUAUCGUUCACAUUCACUUGGCUUUGUUUCGGCUACCUCAAUACACGACCGACAUUCUGGUUUCAUUCAACAAUCCUACCUACAUCAGUCAGGAGAGCAGUAGUGUAACAGCAGUCGCUUGCAACAUGGAACAAUGGACAGCAGGCCAUUGGCAAACGCUUAUCAACAGUCUAUCUCUCACAGAUCCAUCGAUAUUUAUCACAAACCAAUCGUAGCAAUAGUUUUU
Messenger RNA from Corticium candelabrum, 593 nucleotides. Its product is annotated as ran guanine nucleotide release factor-like. NCBI's taxonomy places the organism in Eukaryota, Metazoa, Porifera, Homoscleromorpha, Homosclerophorida, Plakinidae. Gene Ontology annotation, cellular component: nucleus. Gene Ontology annotation, biological process: regulation of sodium ion transmembrane transporter activity; regulation of membrane depolarization; protein import into nucleus. The transcript has 6 exons. The record is from RefSeq and is a predicted model, not a curated record. Gene Ontology annotation, molecular function: guanyl-nucleotide exchange factor activity; sodium channel regulator activity; transmembrane transporter binding. Bases 22 to 582 code for a protein of 186 amino acids.